Molecule: messenger RNA, 735 nt
Organism: Caenorhabditis elegans
Lineage: Eukaryota; Metazoa; Nematoda; Chromadorea; Rhabditida; Rhabditidae
Gene: C34F11.1
Product: RING-type domain-containing protein
Exons: 5
Coding region: 20-700 (226 amino acids)
Source: RefSeq, marked reviewed
UAUCAGUCAACUUGCAAAGAUGUCGACAAACUUGAAUAUAGAAGUCAGUAUCAAUUUAACUGAAAUCGAUGUGAACGCUCAAUUAGCUGAGUUUGCUCGUUUCCAACAAGUUCGCGAUGACUCGCGGUACGCACAGGACGUUGAACGUGAGUUCGUGUUGGGGCCCAUUCGACACCACCGACGGCAGCUGGAGCCAUCAAGAUCUGCUCCGUUGGCUUCCACAGAGCAGCCAGUAGCUCAGGCUACCACACAUCCGUCAACCGAGAAUGCACGGGUACCAGCUCUAGUUCUAAGAUCAGGCUCAUGGCGAGCUCUUCCAGUGGCACAAGGCGGUUCCUCACAUAUUCGUAUCUGGCCGGUGUCACGGAGUGCUACAACAACUUCGACGGCAACUCGUCAUCCACCAUUCACCAAUACUUCGGCAUCAACUUCAUUUGCACCAUAUCAACGUCACCGAGGAAGUGCUCUACAAACUUCGGAAUGCACCAUUUGCUUUGAGAAGCCCGUUGAUCCGAGAGGAUGUCCUAAAUGCCUCAAAGUCAUUGGCUGUAAAAAAUGUGUGAAAAAAUGGUUUGAUACGUCUGCAUCGAAGGCGUGCCCACUAUGUCGAUUUGAAUGGAAACUGCACAGAGACAACCCAGAUGUUGUCAAAAUUUCAACUCUUGAAGUUCUGAAAAGGCAGAAGCAAAACCGUCCAUAGACUUAUGUCAUGAAUACAAUAAAUUAUUGUUACUG